UUCCGGUUCUUUUUUCGGGACUUCCAGUGUGAAUCGAGAAUCCUCGGAAAGCGAACCGAAAUCAUAUCAGAAGAAAUGUCAAACGGUGACAAAGACGCGUGAAAGACUAUUAAAAGUAAAAAAAAAAAUAAAGAAAAGAUCCUGAAUGGAAAUUCCAGGUCAUAAGUUUAUCCGUAUUAGGUAAUGAUCGUUAUUAUUUAUUACACGUGUCUAUAUGUAUUAUUGUAUGUGUGCCAUAUUAGAUACUGUGUGAGAGGUACUCGAAAAAGAGGCAGGAGGAAUAGUGAAAAGUGAGAUAACGGCUGAUAAGGGAAUCGGCCCUCAACGUCGUCAACGCAUGUUGCAGCUGCAACUGCAACUGCUGCACUUCCGCGUGCAGACGACGUACGAGGACCAGGAUCCCGAGGUGGAUGUCGUCACGAUACGUGACGAGGAGAGGAACAAUUUCACUCUGCUGACUUGAAGAGUCGGCGAUCCGGCGAUCAUGAUACCCAGAAACGUGAAAAAGGCAUUGCGCGACAAGGAGAUGAGAGAUUACUUCAUGAGCACCCACUUCUGGGGCCCAGUUUUUAACUGGAUGAUCCCGAUCGCCGCGAUCGCUGACACCCAGAAACACCCGAAAUUCAUCAGUGGGAAAAUGACUUUGGCACUGACGUUGUACUCUCUGGUGUUCAUGAGGUUCGCGAUAAAAGUUAACCCAAGGAAUCUUCUGCUUUUCGCGUGCCACGUGGUUAACGUUGGUGCCCAGACAACGCAAGGAUGCAGAUACAUCAUAUAUCGGUAUACCCUCCGACCCGAGGAAACUGGAGAAACAACGGAAAAAUAAAAAAUGAGUCCCUCGUGGA
Molecule: messenger RNA, 845 nt
Organism: Orussus abietinus
Lineage: Eukaryota; Metazoa; Arthropoda; Insecta; Hymenoptera; Orussidae
Product: mitochondrial pyruvate carrier 1
Exons: 3
Coding region: 485-826 (113 amino acids)
Biological process (GO): pyruvate import into mitochondria
Cellular component (GO): mitochondrial inner membrane
Source: RefSeq, a predicted model, not a curated record